Molecule: messenger RNA, 1398 nt
Organism: Dendrobium catenatum
Lineage: Eukaryota; Viridiplantae; Streptophyta; Magnoliopsida; Asparagales; Orchidaceae
Exons: 5
Coding region: 1-441 (146 amino acids)
Source: RefSeq, a predicted model, not a curated record
AUGCACGACGACACCUUUUCUUCGCGCGACAUCUUGGAUUCGCCAAGAAACACGGCUCGCCUGAGCUCGGAGAUCCCCUCCAAGUGCAACCGAUCUCCUGCCGUGUGGCCCGUGUGUUUCAUUCGCUGUUUUGCCCCAUUAGUGUGUUUCAUUCGCUUAGCUCGCCGCCGUCUGAAGUCGAAGAUCGAUUGCUCUAAGGAAAGAAAGGUGCUUGCAGCUUCUUCUUUCCUUUAUUCUCUAUCGUCUCCCAAGUUCCAAUGGCUUCCUUUUCAAGCACCUUGUUCAAGAAAAGACUCGUCGAAAUUUGUAGAAAGAUCGCAAAUAAGCUGUGGAUUAAUACUGCCUACUGUACUGGAAUACAUGGCUGUGGCAACAUCCAACUUGUCCAACGUGUCGAUUGUCGGUGAUGAAUGCAUUUUCAUAGGGAGCCUCUCCCAAUGAACUUUUUAAUGAAAAACGAAGAAGCUGAGAUGACGAGGUUGAGUAUCUCCCACGCCAUUGCAUAUCAAGUUCCCAUUUGCAUUCAAGUUGAAGGGCUCAAGGGGCUUAUUGUGCAUGUCAUUCCCAAGGUCUAUGUGACAGAGCGAGAGGAAGAGGUGGCGAGCCUUCUUCGCAAUAUGAAGAUGGCUUUGGUGCAGAGAAAUCUUUAUAUGGGAGAAGGGAAGAGUGGUAGUUCUUCAGCAAAGAUGAAGAAAUAUUUUAUUGCAGCAUUAUUAAAUGCCCUAAACAACAAAGUUAAGAUUUUGUUGGAUUUAAAGCUAUCGUCUUUGCUGUUUGGCAUAAUCCAAGUUAAAUCUGGCUUAUGUAAUUCAAAUCCUAUUGGCAAGUAGUACUUUCUUUCCCUACCCGACCUCUAUAAUGAGCUACUCCACCGCCAUUAUCAUCACCAUUCUCUUCCUUGUCACCGCCAUCACUUUCAUCUUCUACUUAUUUUGCUCUCAUUCCACAACUCUCCCUCCGCUUCAACCCGAACAUAAUAUUGAGAUUAGGCUCAACGAUGCCACACUCAGAGCCUGACCUAACCUAACCUAUACCAAAGUGAAACGUCAUGAUCCACGGGCGGCCAUCGCCUGCUACUGCUUUAUAUACCUUGUGGAUUAUGAUGAUGAAAAGGGGAGGAUAAGCCAUUGAGACAUUUAUUUGAUUGGGAGCAUUUAUGUUGUCAGACUUGAUCUUAUUCUUUCGCGGUUCCUUAGUUUAGAGGACUUCCUAAAUUACUAAAGUUGUUAUUAUAAUGACAAAUUGAUUGUAAUAAUUAAAAUAGCAUGAGCCAUUUAGGGCCAAUUAUAUUAAUAUUUUCUUUCUUUCAUAUUGCUUUUUAUUUCAUUUGAUGUUAAUAAGGAAAGCACACCAAACUGGAAGUUUCCAUUAAUAAUGACGUUUGUUAAUGUUUUCCAA